Messenger RNA from Suillus discolor, 1200 nucleotides. RefSeq lists its product as uncharacterized. The transcript has 2 exons. The record is from RefSeq and is a predicted model, not a curated record. Lineage: Eukaryota; Fungi; Basidiomycota; Agaricomycetes; Boletales; Suillaceae. The coding region runs from base 1 to 1200 and encodes 399 amino acids.
AUGUCCUCUCAAAAUGCUGGCUCAACGUCACAAACCCAGUCUUCAAGAACACCUACAUUUGCUGAAUCAUCUGCUGCAGGGGAUACAUCCCAGACCAACUCUAAUGUGCAGGUUACACCCCAACAAGUCUUGGCAACGGCAUGCCUCACCAUUGUCAACGACUUCCGACGUUCUAGAUCCUCAAAAAUUGAGGCAAACAUUGCUCUCAUUGAAACCAUAUCAGCUGAGUUAUUUACUACACCGGAACUGCAUAGCUCACCUGAACCGGAGGUCACAAUAGGAAUGUCAGAGAGUGCUCGGUCCAAUCAGCACAAGACGACGAAGAAGCCCCUAUACCAAAGAAUAGGAGCAGAGCCGGAUCAAACGAGCCAGGAGAACCUGCUCGCAAACGAUCCAAGCUCGACUAUUCAUCCGUUGAACUUGCUGUCAAAAGUAGGAAGUACCAACUGCUCUCACCCAGUCUCAAGCGUACCAAUGAGAUCCUCAAGAAUUGGUCACAAGACCAGAAGGAAGUUCGACGAUACCUCAUGUAUCACAAAUACACUCCCGAAUUCCAUAAAAGCAGCUGGACGGAAAUCGUCGGAGGAGAAUGCGUCAACCUCGACGUUGUCCACACCAUCAUUACCUCUUCUUGAGCGGUUGACAAGCAAACCGAGGUUAUCGGGGGAGUUGAAAUCAAAUAUGGCGUCUCGGAGACAGCAUCCAGGAAAAUUGCCACAGACUCGGACUGGUACGCAGCAUGGAAUAAAACAGCUGAUGCCGUCAAAUUCGCUUUCCCUCAUCGAGAGGCUGAGCUCAAUGGAUACUUUGCCUUCAUCUCAAAAUAUUUCUCACAGGCAAACACCUCAGCCCAUGGACGAGUCAUUUGCUUUGACAAAGCCGUCAGGAAUAGAGUUGGCUCUUCGUGCAGACUCGAACUCAUGGACUUUCGAGAAUUUGAAGACCUUAUCUUCUCGCACUUCAACUCAGAUGGAAGACAAUGCAAUGAUGUGUCAGACUCGAAGCUCGGUACUGGAGGCUCAUCAGGAUCGACUGGAAAGCACGAUCCCUGUCGAAAGUGGAAUGCUGGAGAAUGCACACGCAGUGCCGCCUCUUGCAGAUAUGCGCACAUUUGUUCAUUCGAACAGGACGGACAUGUUUGCAGACGCAAACACGUCAAGGACUCAAGAGCCAAAUGAGCGUGGGGACAUCCUGAAAUGA